Callithrix jacchus (white-tufted-ear marmoset) is the source of this 2597-nucleotide messenger RNA. RefSeq names its product otopetrin 3 (gene OTOP3). The record is from RefSeq and is a predicted model, not a curated record. Gene Ontology annotation, cellular component: membrane. Gene Ontology annotation, molecular function: proton channel activity. NCBI's taxonomy places the organism in Eukaryota, Metazoa, Chordata, Mammalia, Primates, Cebidae. Gene Ontology annotation, biological process: proton transmembrane transport.
GGGAUUAAUGAGAUUUCCAAAGUCAACAGAAAAAUCGAUGGGCGGAGGAGUCCGAGCGGCGGCUGCGCAGUCCUGCUGAGGGAGGGCGUCGGGGGCAUCGGUCUCACCUGGGGAAGGACGAUUCGAUCCGCACAGCGCCCGCAGUCGGUGCUUAGCCGGCGGCGAUGCCUGUCUUGGCCUCAGUAGCCUCAUCCCAGAAGAAACUCCUGUUGUGAAAUUGCUGGGUAUCAUCUAGACCAGGAGUCCCCAGUCCCCAGGCUGAGGACCAGUACCAGCCCAUGGACUGUUAGGAACCAGGCCGCACAGCAGGAGCCCCUGCUGAGGCUCCACCCAUGCCUUCUCUAGAAGCACAGGAGACUGAAGCAGCCCCAGAGAAGGAGAACCCAGUGGAUGUGGGGGCCGAGGAGACAACGACCACUGCCCAGCCCCGGCAGAAGUCCUGGCUGGUGCGACAUUUCUCCCUGCUGCUACGGCGGGACCGGCAGGCCCAGAAGGCUGGGCAGCUCUUCUCAGGCCUCCUGGCCCUGAAUGUGGUGUUCCUGGGUGGGGCCUUCAUCUGCAGCAUGAUCUUCAACAAGGUGGCCGUUACUCUGGGUGAUGUGUGGAUCCUGCUGGCCACGCUGAAGGUCCUCUCCCUGCUCUGGCUUCUCUACUACGUGGCGAGCACCACUCGCCAGCCACAUGCUGUGCUCUACCAAGACCCUCAUGCAGGGCCCCUCUGGGUGCGGGGCUCCCUGGUGCUCUUCGGCAGCUGUACCUUCUGCCUCAACAUCUUCCGAGUGGGCUACGACGUGAGCCACAUCCACUGCAAGUCACAGCUGGAGUUUGUCUUCCCUGUCAUUGAGAUGGUCUUCAUCAGCAUCCAGACCUGGGUGCUCUGGAAACACUGCAAAGACUGUGUUCAGGUCCAGACCAACUUCACUAGGUGUGGCCUGAUGCUGACCCUGGCCACAAACCUGCUGCUGUGGGUUCUGGCCGUUACCAAUGACUCCAUGCACCGAGAGAUCGAAGCUGAGCUUGGCGUCCUUAUGGAAAAGUUCUCAGGCAAUGAGACCAACACCUGUCUGUGCCUCAAUGCCACCGUGUGUGAAGUUUUCCGGAAGGGCUACCUGAUGCUCUACCCCUUCAGCACUGAGUACUGCCUCAUCUGCUGUGCCAUGCUGUUUGUCAUGUGGAAGAAUGUGGGCCGCCAUGUGGCACACCACAUGGGUGCCCACCCUGGCAUCGCGCCCUUCCACCUGCACGGGGCCAUCUUUGGGCCACUGCUGGGCCUGCUGGUGCUGUUGGCAGGCAUGUGUGUCUUCGUGCUCUUCCAGAUCCAGGCCAGCGGCCCUGUCAUUGCUUUCCAGUAUUUCAUCCUCUACUAUGCCUUCUAUGUGGCUGUGCUGCCCACCAUGAGCCUAGCGUGCCUGGCGGGCACAGCCAUACAUGGGCUGGAGGAACGAGAGCUGGACACAGUCAAGAACCCCACCCGUAGCCUGGAUGUGGUGCUGCUGAUGGGCGCUGCACUGGGCCAGAUGGGCAUCGCCUACUUCUCCAUCGUGGCCAUUGUGGCCACGCGCCCGCAUGAGCUGCUCAACCGCCUCAUCCUGGCCUACUCACUGCUGCUCAUCCUGCAGCACAUUGCCCAGAACCUCUUCAUCAUCGAGGGUCUGCACCGGCGCCCACUCUGGGAGGCAGUUCCUGAGGGCCUGGCAGGGAAGCAGGAGGCUGAGCCUCCCCGAAGAGGCUCCCUGCUGGAGCUGGGCCAGGGCCUGCGGCGGGCAUCACUGGCCUACAUUCACUCCUACAGCCACCUCAACUGGAAGCGGCGGGCACUCAAGGAGAUCUCACUCUUCCUCAUCAUCUGCAAUAUCACACUGUGGAUGAUGCCGGCAUUUGGCAUACACCCGGAGUUUGAGAACGGGCUAGAAAAGGAUUUCUACGGCUACCAGAUAUGGUUUGCCAUCGUCAACUUCGGCCUGCCUCUGGGGGUCUUCUACCGAAUGCACUCUGUGGGAGGCCUCGUGGAGGUCUACCUGGGGGCCUGAGGCUGCCUGCCCCCUGCAGAACCCUGAAGUGCCAAGCAGGGAGGAUGGUAGCCCAGAGUCUCUGAGCAGAUGCCUCAUUCUGAGAGGUGCCGAGACCAGCCGGAGGCUCCCAAGGCCUCCCAUUCCCCAGAGCCUCACUGAAGGGGAGGGCACUGCCUAUAGCCAGAGUCCAAGGGCAGGGGCCUGGGCACUUUCUGAUACCCAUCCCCAGGCCUGGACACAUGCCUGCCCCCUGCCUUCCCACCACAAUCAUCGAGCCAAGUGUGCACCCCAGGAGGCUGGUGGGGGCCCCCUCACGGCUACUCUCUGGGAAGGUCAGACCCAGAAGACAGAGUUUGGGGAGCUUGGCAAGCGGCGCCCCUCUCCAGCCAGGCCUCACAGUCUGUCUCCUGCUGCGAGAAGAGCAUCUGGUCCAGGUGUGGCUCUGGACAUCCUCAGAGCUCCGAGCUCCAAGCUGGGAGGCCAGCUCCCUUCCCCACACAGCCUAUCUCCUAAUGAGCUCAUUAAUUAGCUGCCAGGCAGGGUUCAACAGCUCUCUCCUGCUGCAUAAAUCCUAUUUGUUCGAUC